This is a messenger RNA of Acanthopagrus latus (yellowfin seabream), 2877 nucleotides long. It is a transcript of the gene sucla2, whose product is annotated as succinate-CoA ligase ADP-forming subunit beta. The coding region runs from base 73 to 1467 and encodes 464 amino acids. The record is from RefSeq and is a predicted model, not a curated record. The transcript has 11 exons. Lineage: Eukaryota; Metazoa; Chordata; Actinopteri; Spariformes; Sparidae. Gene Ontology annotation, cellular component: succinate-CoA ligase complex; mitochondrion. Gene Ontology annotation, molecular function: ATP binding; metal ion binding; succinate-CoA ligase (ADP-forming) activity. Gene Ontology annotation, biological process: succinyl-CoA metabolic process; tricarboxylic acid cycle.
GAAAGCCGCAUCGGGGAAGCCGUCUUUGCAGUUCAAUACGCAUGCGCGGUACUUAUUUGGUUAGAGAGAGACAUGGCGACGUCCCUGAUCUGCGGCCGUCUGACGGCUAGCCUGAGAAACUCAGGGGCCAGAAACACUCUGAGCUCCGCGUCCAAGGUCCUGGGUGUGUCCUCUGGUCUGUUUGGAGCUCAUGUGUCUCCUCUGCAGCUGCAGCAGCAGCAGCAGAGGAGUUUGUCUCUGCACGAGUACACGAGCAUCGGGCUGCUGAAGGAGGCCGGCAUCUCUGUUCCUGAGGGCAUGGUGGCCAGCUCCUCAGAGGAGGCCUACAGUGUGGCCAAACAGAUCGGCUCAAAGGACCUGGUGGUGAAAGCUCAGGUUCUGGCUGGUGGCAGAGGGAAGGGGACGUUUGAGGGCGGACUGAAGGGAGGAGUCAGGAUCGUCUACUCACCAGAGGAGGCCCGGGAUAUUUCCUCGCAGAUGAUUGGUCGAAAGUUGUACACCAAGCAGACCGGGGAGGCGGGUCGUAUCUGUAACCAGGUGUUCAUCUGUGAGCGCAGGUAUCCACGCAGAGAGUACUACUUCGCCAUCACCAUGGAGAGGUCAUUCCAGGGUCCCGUUCUGAUUGGCAGCUCACAGGGGGGCGUGAACAUCGAAGAUGUUGCAGCAGAAAACCCCGACGCCAUUGUGAAGGAGCCAAUCGACAUCGUGGAGGGUAUCAAGAUGGAGCAGGCUGUCAAGGUGGCGAAGAAGAUGGGCUUCCCUGCGGCGCUGGUGAACGAGGCGGCGGAGAACAUGAUCAAACUGUACAACCUGUUCAUCAAGUACGACGCCUCCAUGGUGGAGAUCAACCCCAUGGUGGAGGACUCCUCUGGCAUUGUGAUGUGCAUGGACGCCAAGAUCAACUUUGACUCCAAUGCAGAGUACCGUCAGAAGAAGGUAUUUGAGAUGCGGGACUGGACCCAGGAGGACCCCCGAGACCGGCAGGCCGCCAAGGCCGACCUCAACUACAUCGGCCUGGAUGGGACCAUUGGCUGUCUGGUAAACGGAGCGGGUCUGGCCAUGGCCACCAUGGACAUCAUCAAGCUGCAUGGCGGCACGCCGGCCAACUUCCUGGAUGUUGGAGGAGGAGCUACAGCUCAUCAAGUGACAGAGGCGUUCAAACUCAUCACGUCUGACAGGAAGGUCCAGGCCAUCCUCGUCAACAUCUUUGGAGGCAUCAUGCGGUGUGAUGUCAUCGCUCAGGGGAUCAUCAUGGCUGUGAGAGACCUGGACCUCAAGAUCCCCAUCGUAGUGCGGUUACAAGGGACGAGAGUGGACGAUGCCAAAGCUCUGAUCGCUGCCAGUCCACUGAAGAUCCUCGCCUGUGACGACCUGGACGAAGCCGCCAAAAUGGUUGUAAAGCUUUCUGAGAUUGUCUCAUUGGCUAAGGAGGCUCAGGUGGACAUCACCUUCCAGCUGCCCAUCUAAGAGGAGUCCUCCUCACCCAAACACUUCCUGUGUCUCCUCCCCCGGACUCCCCCCCAGCAGCCAUCACUCCUCCCCCUCACAGACAUGAAGACGAGCCCUCACAGCUGACAGACGUUUAGUUUCUCUUCUCCCUCUGUGGCAUGAUGGUGUGAUGAAGACAGCUGUCCCCCUGCUUUUAUUUAGAGAGACGCCUCCACGUUCUGCCUCCACGUUCUGCCUCCACCCUCCAUCUCCCUCAAACUCAGAAUUUUAUGUUGCACUCAAGUCGAUACGCACAAACCUCGUCUUCAGUACAUGUUGGGAAAAGUUCUUCAGCCCGUUUCAUUGAUAUCAACGGAGCAGCUGAAGCUCCGGUGUGCUUUACUGACGGAGGAGGUCUCUUCACGUUCAGUGGUUGAUUGUGAGGCAGCGAGCACAUGGGCUGCAGAUCAGAGUUCAGAUGAUCCGAACCUCGGCUGUGGCUCAGAUGAUCCGAACCUCGGCUGUGGUUCAGAUGAUCCGAACCUCGGCUGUGGCUCAGAUGAUCCGAACCUCGGCUGUGGUUCAGAUGAUCCGAACCUCGGCUGUGGUUCAGAUGAUCUGAACCUCGGCUGUGGCUCAGAUGAUCCGAACCUCGGCUGUGGCUCAGAUGUCUGAAUGUAACAGACCUCCAGACUCUGUUGAUGGAUGUGUGAUGGUACUGUUGAAUGGUCCGGUCUGACCCAGCUGUGUAUUAUUCAGUGUUCCUGUUGUGGAGCGUCGAGGGGAGAACAUGGAGGUUAAAGUGUAAACAAUCUGAUUUCACUUCCUCUCUCUGAAGAGGACGUUUGUGUCUUUGUUUGUGGAUCAUCACAGACAUGAACACAUGUUCUUCACCUCGUCCUGUCCUCAGCGGAUCAGUGUAGGUCUGCUGACCCGGUCCUGCUGCGGUGAAGUGUUCAUGAGGCAUCCAGACGUCUGACAGCUGUGUGUGCUGUGGCAGCAGCUGUUGUACAAGUGUCAGCAUUAAUGAACCUGCAGCUUCUUCAUGUUCGGGUUUUCUUCUUUGGAUGUUGAAAGUUACUAAGAGCUGGAGACACUGGACCAGCCUGUUCCUGUCUGUGGUUCUGCUGACACGCUGCUCCACUUCUACAACCGCUGCUGCUUCAGCACACUGAGUACACACACACACACACACACACACACACACACACACACUUUCUUCAAACUCUUGUUUUGUUUCUGAAUGUCAAGUUCGGGCAGGUCACUCCCUCACAAGAAUGGUAACAUGACUGUAGUUGUUUCCUCCUCCUCCUCCUCAGCCGACAUUGUGAGUUGUACUUCAUUUAUUAUAUCUUGUAAAUAACCAAACUGAUGUUCUCGCUCUGUAAAAUAUUUAAGCUCCUCAGAGUACGACAAAGGAAGAAAACAAUAAAUGCAGAGAACACAAGA